This is a messenger RNA of Acanthamoeba castellanii str. Neff, 756 nucleotides long. RefSeq lists its product as uncharacterized. The record is from RefSeq and is a predicted model, not a curated record. Bases 1 to 756 code for a protein of 251 amino acids. The transcript has 2 exons. Lineage: Eukaryota; Discosea; Longamoebia; Acanthamoebidae.
AUGAGGCGGGUGGCGCCGCCGAGCCGCACCGCACAGACCGCUCGGCCGCUCACGAUCACGACCAGCAGCAGGCUCUCGACGCGGAGUCCGCGCGGGCCAUGGGGGCGCUGGUGGCGCAAGCAUGUCGUCGACGACGAGCGGGUGGUGGGCACUGUCACGUUGAAGUCCCAAGCACUGCGCGAGCUCACCACCAGCGUCGGCGACCUGCGGGCGGUCUAUCUCUGGCGCCUGAUCGAGCGGUGCAAGCGCGAGCGGUGGAGAAAACGGCUUCGCGGGACCCGGCCCACUACACUCGCCAUCACCGCGUGGCCUCGGGGCCGCAGCCUGCCCCACUGGGCGGAAAAGAUCGCGGCCAUUCUGGCCCGCAACAACCAGGCCGCCUCCGAGGCCGGGGGAUAUAACUCCGAAAGAGCGAAGGAGGCCCGACAGGAGGUGCGCCGGUUCGUACUGCACGACGCAGCACUGCGGCCGCACAUCAAUCACCUCAUGGACGUCACAUCCCACUUGCAGGAGCAGAUGAUGGGCGAGAGGUCCGGACAGGCAGGGGUGGGCAACGCACCGUUCGACGAGGUGGCGCUCAUCAAGCGUUUUGAGCCCUUCAUCCGGCGCAAGGCCGGUGUGCCGGCAGACUGGGCUCUGGUGCUGUUGGAGUCUCAUGACGGUGAUGGCGAUGAUGCGGCAAAUCAGCUCGGCUGUGUGCCAGGCCGGCCAUUCGUGGCUGUGCACUGCCAGCGGGAGAACCCUAAUGAGCACUGA